CUUGUAGGGAAAAUGGAAGCGCCAGAUAGUGAAGCCGCCACAAGUCAGGUCAAAGUGAAGUGGAAAAGGACGAGGUCAGGAUGCUUGAAGUGCCGUCGCCGUCGCCGGAAGUGUGAUGGAGCCCGCCCACAUUGCAGGAAUUGUCAAGUUCGGGGAACGACUUGCCAAUGGGGGCUCAGGGCUUUAUUCCACCAUUCGCGUAACCUCAAGUUAUCUCAUAGCGAAUUUGCGUCCUUGUGCCCUGGCGGAAGGCAACAUGAUUCUUCGCCAGUUCCGACGCAAGGUGUUAUGAGGAUAAUCGAUGAAUCGAACUCAAUUGCUAGUCAAUAUCAUGUCCUUCGAGACACUUAUGCGUUUAAUUCUGAUUUAGACCAAUCGGACGCAGUGGAUGGAUCGGAGAAGAAUGACAACGAUGUCUUAAACGAAGACAAAUCCAUAAUGAACAGUCCUGCUGCGCCGACAACGUUAACUACGUAUAGCAGUCGCUCUGACGGGGGCGCAAGCACGCCGGAUAUUCCCUACUUUCAUUUACAAGAGUCUUCUACCUCUCGUGCCACAGGAACCGAGGUCAAAUUGACGCCUUCAUACCUAAGUGUCAGUGAUCUAUGUCAGUCCAGCACAGAACUCGCGCCCUCACUCCAGCCCGUGGUUCGGGAGUAUACGUUCUCCCCAUUUUCCAAUACUCACCAUUACCCACCACAUGGCACGCACAGUAUAGUCACGAAUACAACUGAGACGUUUAUUCCACCUUUCUCGCUUGGUCUAGGUGUUUCUCAGGACCAACCGCGGCCGCCUGAGCCAUUUUUGCCUGUGAGUUCCUCGGAAAAAGCUCGUUUGCUUUCUUCGUAUAUCAAGGAGACGGGAACAUGGUGUGAGACAACCGACUCAAAUAUGCAUUUCACAAUGAGAUCCUUGCAUUCGAUGGCUGAGUCCGCGGCUUUUGUAGCCGCUGCAAUGUCUCUUGCUUCUCGUCAGCAGGACCACGUCGCAAAAGUACAGCGCCCAGUCACUUUAGAACUGUACCAAUAUACAAUCAAGCACCUUCUACAGCAGGACCCUGCAACAGCAGGGGUGGCAAUUCUCGCAACCUGCACUCUGCUGUGCGUUUACGAAAUGAUGGCUUCGAGUGUCCAUGACUGGAGGCGGCACUUGAAGGGAUGCGCUGGUCUUCUUCUAGCAAAGAAAUGGAAUGGAUCUAGCCAGGGAAUUGUCAAAUCUUGUUUUUGGGCAUUCGCUCGAAUAGAUAUAUGGGCAGCCUUUAUCAGUGGCAAGACGACAUUGAUACCUGCGGAUUUCUGGUUAGAUGACACCUCAAUCCAGUCAGCCAUGCAAAAGGAUGUGGAUGACUACUGUAAUCUUGCCAUAUUUAUAUUUGCCCAGAUUAUCAAUAUGUUUGCUGAACCCAAAUUUGGUACAAGAGAAGCUAGGCCUACAUAUACCGUCUCUGUUUCUAAGCUGUGGGGAAAGCUCCAAGCAUGGUAUCGGCUCCGUCCCCGGGAAGUGUGUCCGUUGCUGCGGGCCACAUGCUCUCCUCCCAAGGUUUUCCCGGACAUAAUAUACACUUCAUCAUCUGCUAGUGAGUCCCUCACUUUCUCUUUCUACAAAUCUUCAUUCUGAACUUUCUUAUUUUGUGGGAAUACCUUUUAUCAUACUGGGUGCAUGCUCCUCUUACAAACUGGCCUCGUACCGGAAUCGGAAAUCCCGUCUCUGCUUGUCGAAGACGUUGUA
Messenger RNA from Aspergillus piperis CBS 112811, 1728 nucleotides. RefSeq lists its product as uncharacterized. The transcript has 6 exons. The record is from RefSeq and is a predicted model, not a curated record. Gene Ontology annotation, cellular component: nucleus. NCBI's taxonomy places the organism in Eukaryota, Fungi, Ascomycota, Eurotiomycetes, Eurotiales, Aspergillaceae. Gene Ontology annotation, biological process: positive regulation of transcription by RNA polymerase II. Bases 13 to 1617 code for a protein of 534 amino acids. Gene Ontology annotation, molecular function: transcription cis-regulatory region binding; zinc ion binding; DNA-binding transcription factor activity, RNA polymerase II-specific.